AGCAGGGACUAGAGUAGGGAGGGUCACUGUGGCUUAGGUCGCACCUCAGAGUGCGGGUUCCGGAUCCCGGCGGCCCAGCCGCAUCCUCCGCCCCUCAGCAGCCCUCUGCCCAAUAACCCCAGUCUAAAGUCUCCUCCGCCCCCCGCGCCAGGAGCUGACCCCCGGUACCUCCGCCUGUACAUCCUGGCAUGUCCACAGCCCACCUAGUCCCCUGUCCUCUCCGAGCCCUAGUCCAGCACCCCUCAUCCAGAGCCCUCGGUCCCCGCCCCCCGAGUUCCCGCAGUCCUUUGGUCUGUGCUCAGCCCUGGGUCCCACCCCGCAGUCUCUGGUGCGGACCCUGACAGCUCCCGACCAGCUGCCCAUCGCAUUGCUCUCCACCCGGGUUACAGACAGGCUCUGCGCACCCCGCUGAGGUCGGCGGCCAUCAGCAACGACCGCAGAGCUACAGCGGGCGGCCCCGGGCAUGUAUGCCCCUGGAGGCGCAGGGCUGCCGGGAGGGCGCCGGCGGAGGAGCCCGGGAAGCAGCGCUCUGCCCAAGCAGCCGGAACGGAGCCUGGCUUCGGCCCUGCCUGGCGCCCUGUCCAUCACGGCGCUCUGCACUGCCCUGGCGGAGCCCGCUUGGUUGCACAUCCACGGAGGCACCUGUUCCCGCCAGGAGCUGGGGGUCUCGGACGUGCUGGGCUAUGUGCACCCGGAUCUGCUGAAAGAUUUCUGCAUGAACCCCCAGACAGUGCUGCUCCUGAGGGUCAUUGCUGCCUUCUGCUUCCUGGGCAUCCUGUGUAGUCUCUCUGCAUUCCUCUUGGAUGUCUUUGGGCCCAAGCACCCAGCUCUGAAGAUUACUCGUCGCUAUGCCUUCGCUCACAUCCUCACUGUCCUACAGUGUGCUACCGUCAUUGGCUUUUCCUACUGGGCUUCUGAGCUCAUCCUGGCCCAGCAGCAGCAGCAUAAGAAGUACCACGGCUCCCAAGUCUAUGUCACCUUUGCUGUCAGCUUCUACCUGGUGGCAGGGGCUGGCGGAGCCUCAAUCCUGGCUACUGCGGCCAACCUCCUGCGCCACUAUCCCACGGAGGAGGAGGAACAAGCGCUGGAGCUCCUAUCUGAGAUGGAAGAGAAUGACCCCUACCCAGCAGAGUAUGAAGUCAUCAACCAGUUCCAGCCACCCCCUGCCUACACACCCUAAUGCCAGCCAGGGCUCUCUUCCUCAGCAGCCCUUCCCCCGGUGCCACAGCUCCUCUCACACCCAGAAGAGCCACUUCCCCCACAGGUCUCACCGGUAGGACCCUGACCAUCUUCACCAAACCUUCCCCAGGUGACACUCUGCCUUUAGGGUUGUCCAUUUGCCCCUGCUCUGCAGAGCUGGGGUGAUUUUAUAUAAUGCACUCUUUCCCCUCCCAGAACCCUCUGCUCCUUUCCUGUUCACUAGCUCCUUCCAACCAGGGAUGGUCAGACAAGUUUCCUCCCUCCGUGGGCCAUGUCUUUGGGACUGGGACUUUCCUGGGUUGCUGCUGUAGUGGACAGUCCCUGAGAGAGGUGCCAGCAGGGUACAGAGGGAAGGGGCUGUGCCAUGCAGGUUCACUCUGUCAGGCCCAGCAUUUGUGCCACAUCUGUAUCUGGACUGACUCCCUCAUUCCUUCUAGAGUGCCCUAGGCCCAGCCAUCCACUUUGUGGAUUCUCUGCACUUUAGUCUCUGGGCCACUCCUCAAGUGUGUUCUGGUUUUCUGGAGAGAAGGAAUUGCUGUUGGGGAGCAGAACAGCUGCUCUCCUGCCCUGCCCUGGCUUCCUGUGGUUGGAGCCAGGCAGGGAAGCAGAACCAGGCAAGACACUGAUCCUAUCGAGGACCCCAGUGAAGGGGACUGAGUGCCCCAGCCCCUUCGCCUUUUAAUGUGAGUGGUUUUAAGUGGAAAACAGAACAAAACCAAGCAUUAGCAGCCAUGCUCUCUUUCUAAAACAGGGAUAUGGCUGCUGUUGUUCAGAAAUGGAGCCCAUCCCUUAGACUCUGCAAUAUUUUGGACCAUAGCUCCCUCUAAGCCUAUAGUCACUUCUCCCAGUCUCUUUAACAGAAUGCAGGCUUUCUGUCCUGACUCCUUCUUCCAGGCAGCUGUGGCUCCCUGGGGCCUUUCUGUGGAACUAGGGCCACGUGGCCCCUGCGGGGCUGAGAACUAUGGCCUGGCUGGCUGGCCAGCGUGGUGCUCCUCAGAACUGUGGCACUGAGAUGUAACCUGGCCUCAGUUCAGGCACAGGGGCCAAGCAGGGCAGGACCCUCCACUUUCCACAAUAGUGCUCCACCCAGAGGCCCAUCAGGUUGGUGUCAGGACCCUGUCAGAUGUGCAGGCCUGGCUGUAGCCUUCAGAGUCAAUGUGUCCCCUAGCCUGUGACUUGGGGCUACAGCUUGCUGCAUGCCCCUCUCCCCUCUGGAAUGUAUGCUGGUCUUGCAGUGUGCUACUGGGCUGUUACUCUAGCUAUUCUGUUUGCCUUGGGUCCAGUUUUAUUGUUUGUUUGUUUAUUUUGUUGUUUUGCCUGGAGACCUGGGGCAUAAGGCAGGUGGGACUUGAGAGGCCUGCAGCUUGGAUCCAGAUAGGCAAGCUCUUCUAGUUCAUUUAUGAGCUUCUUUGGAGUGAGAGUCUAAUGCUAGCUGAAAAGGAAAUGAAUUCCAAUCUCCUCUCACCCUUAAAACAACAGACAUUUUGAGCAAGAAUGGAGACUCAAUACAGUCACUGAACUGUGACCACAAGACUGUCACCUCCUCAUUCUUUGGCCAGAAAGAGUGGGGCAUAUGUGGACAAAUGCCCAUGCAGAUAAAGACCAAGUGUGCCCAUAAGAAAGCAUCUGCUUGGAGCUCCCUGCUGUGAUGCCAAAGUGUGCCCCAGUAUGACUCUCCCAUUCUUCCAGACCCUUCUCUGAAGCAAGAAAAGCUGCCAGGUGAUACCUGAGCACAAAAUCAAGGAGCUAAAUUAAGACUACCUUUCUGUGAAGUCCUGAGCUCAUCAUUGGCAGGUUUCUGAAGUGUGUGGCCAGCUCUCUACCAUGACAUCUGAGGGAGCAGGCCAGAAGACCAGGCACCAAACAUGCAUGCCAAAGUGAAUGAGGACUUGACCCUGUGGACUGUUCCUUGUGGUCUGGAACCCACUUUUACUAGCUUCCUGUUCCUCUGGCCUUUCUUUCACUUUUCCCUGCCAUUCUGAUACUGAUAGUUUGUCAUAUAAAUUCCUCUGGUUGUGUUUUUCUUUUCUAGGAAAAAAAUUAAAAGGCAAAACAAAAACCAGAAACUACAAAUGAGAACACAAA
Messenger RNA from Peromyscus maniculatus bairdii (prairie deer mouse), 3285 nucleotides. RefSeq names its product transmembrane protein 127 (gene Tmem127). Gene Ontology annotation, biological process: negative regulation of TOR signaling; negative regulation of cell population proliferation. The record is from RefSeq and is a predicted model, not a curated record. Gene Ontology annotation, cellular component: membrane. NCBI's taxonomy places the organism in Eukaryota, Metazoa, Chordata, Mammalia, Rodentia, Cricetidae.